Messenger RNA from Sebastes umbrosus (honeycomb rockfish), 5079 nucleotides. RefSeq names its product par-3 family cell polarity regulator beta a (gene pard3ba). Gene Ontology annotation, molecular function: protein binding; phosphatidylinositol binding. Lineage: Eukaryota; Metazoa; Chordata; Actinopteri; Perciformes; Sebastidae. Gene Ontology annotation, cellular component: cell cortex; apical junction complex; adherens junction. The record is from RefSeq and is a predicted model, not a curated record. Gene Ontology annotation, biological process: establishment of centrosome localization; microtubule cytoskeleton organization; intracellular protein localization.
UGCAGUUUCCUGGAGUACCAGACUGGCUGUGAUUUCUUCCGGGUUCCUCGAGCAGUGUGUUUUGUUUGGGUGUAUCAGCGCAUGAGCUCAACAUGACAUGAAAGUUAGCUUUAGCUCCUGUUUUACUACAACUUAAAGGACGGUUUGCCUCUAAAUAAGAUGUUUUAUCCGAAGUGUUUAGCACGGUAAAGGCGGACAAGUGACUCCACCGUGAUUCCAACCUCACCUGAGCUUACCUGAGACACCUGUUGCUCCAGUUUCGACUCAGACAGGUGCGACUUUCUGCUCAGACAAGAGGAGCAGCUCCGGGGCUCGAGAGACUACUACCGAAACUUGGAUUAAUUUGUUACUUAUUGCCAUAACAGCUGGUAUGAAAGUGACAGUGACCUUCGGGGACACCGCGGUGGUGGUUCCCUGUAAAGGUGCAUGGACAGUCCGGGAUUUAAUCGACCAAGCGACGAGGAGAUACCGCAGGAUUCUGGAGCAGCAUGAGCAGGGUGAGGUGAAGACCCACCACUUGAAGUACAUGGAAGGAGGGAUCCUGGACAUGGACGACCUGCUGAGUGAUCUGGUGGAAGACAGAGACAGGCUGGCAGCGGUGUUUGACGUCCAGCGCAGGAAGACAGACAGUCCCAGAGAGACCAUAUCCAACGGCUACUCCAGUUCUGCCCACAGCCCUGAACCCGCCCACUACUACCCCCACCUGGGGUACCAGGAGCCAGUCGGAGGAGAGAUCGAAGUCAACGAGGCCAGCCUAAAAGCCAACACGCCGCUGUUGGUGAGGAGCAGCAGUGACUCGGCCUUGGCCCCGCCCCUCGAGAUCAGAGCCACGCCUCCACCUGACGACCAUGGCAUCAAGUCUCCUGAGCCGGAAAUCAACAAUGUGCUGAAAGGAGCUCUGGACCGACUGCGCACGGACGACCCCCCUGCCAAGAUGAGCCAUGUUAACUACAGCACCCUGACGAGGGUGGUGGAGUUUCCAGGUGACUGGGCACCCCUGGGUAUUCAUGUGAUCCCCUACUCCUCCUCUCUCAGUGGACGGACCCUGGGCCUGCACAUUAAAGGCAUCGAGGAGAACAGCCGCUCCAAGAGAGAGAAUCUCUUCCAGCAGGAUGAGUGUAUCGUCCAAAUCAACGACACGCCACUCCAGGACAAGACCUUCUCCCAAUCACAGGAAGUGUUCCGCCAGGCCAUGAGCUCCCCCACCGUGCAUCUGGAGGUCCUCCCCUCGGCCAACAAGCCGCGCUACGAGAAGAGCCUCAUCGGUCAGCUUUUCACCGGCGACGGCAAAGACGCCACCGUAAAAGCGAAGAGUCCGAUGACGGUCCGCGCUAAAACCGCCCUCCAACCGGAACCCAAACAAGACACCAGACCGAACGGCAAACUAGAAGUGAGGCGACCAGACACGCGCGUCAAGACCCCUGAUUCACGUUCAGUAAACACAUCACCAGCGGAGCUCCAGUCUGGGUAUAACUCCUCGGCGAGAGUCUCCCCCACACUUCCAGGCAGGGCGGCGAGCUCCUCCCCGACACCCAGGACCAGAAGCCAGAGCCCCCUGGACAGUAGGAGCCCUGUACCCGGCCUGGCCAACCUCACCAGCAGGAGGGGCAGCGGCAAGAGGAUCAAAAUUGACCUGAAGAAAGGCACAGAGGGUCUGGGCUUCACCGUGGUAACCCGGGACGCCUCGGUCCACGGGCCAGGGCCAAUCCUGGUGAAGAACAUCCUGCCACGAGGCGCGGCAGUCAAAGACGGCCGCCUGCAGCCUGGAGACCGCAUUCUGGAGGUGAACGGAGUGGACAUGACAGGCCGUAACCAGGAGGAACUGGUGGGCAUGCUGCGCAGCACCAGGCAGGGGGAGAGCGUGAGCGUGGUGGUGGCGCGGCAGGAGGACAUCUUCCUGCCUCGGGAACUGAAAGGUGAAGAGGACGGCAGUCUGGUGUUGGAGGACGGCAGGGAGCAGCUGAUGUACGAGAUCCCCCUCAAUGAGUCGGGCUCGGCCGGCCUGGGGGUCAGCCUGAAGGGCAACAAGUCCAGAGAGACCGGGGAGGACCUGGGCAUCUUCAUCAAGUCCAUCAUCCAUGGGGGGGCCGCUUACAAGGACGGCCGGCUGAACGUGAACGACCAGAUGAUAGCGGUAAACGGCGAGUCGCUGCUCGGACGCUCCAACCACACCGCCAUGGAGACGCUGAGGCGCUCCAUGUCGUCGGAGGGAACCGCCAGGGGGACCAUCCAGCUCGUGGUGCUCCGAGUACCCAGACAGAUGGCCAGUGGUAACCCCGCGCCGAACGCGGCUACAAACGGGUCCGCCACCCAGCAACAGAACAACCAUAAGGGCUCCAGCAAUCAGGAGCCAUGGGGCCACAACGCGUACCAGGGGCCAUCUAGGCCCCCGAUCACAGAGCCCACCAUGAACGGUGCCAGUCACACUCCAGUGACGACCAACAACUACGCGUACGGCAACUCUGGAAGUGCUCCGCAUCCCGCCACCCCGACCUCCAACGGCAGCUACGGUCACUAUGGCAACGCCGACGACGACCUCGAGGAAAGCUUCCCCUCGCCCCCCUCCCCCGGCACCGUGGAGGAAAUGAAUAGAGACUCACCGCUAACUCUCCCACGCCACAGUGAGUUCCAGAAGCGGGAAGCGGCGGCUUUCUACGCCGCGGACGACAAGGACAACGCGCCCCGCAACAGAGCGUCCAAGAGCAUGGAUCUGGUGGCUGAUGAGAGCAACAUGGGAUCACUGUCCAGGCAGACAAAUGAGUCUCCAUCCGGCGGAGCGCUGGGCCCGACCCUGGGCCUCAUGAAGUCCAGCUCCCUCGAGAGUCUCCAGACGGCCGUGUCGGAGGCCAAGCAGAGCCGCAGCCAAGCCCGGGUGCCCUUUCACCGGCCGCGGCCGCACAUGGUCCGGGGCCGCGGGUGCAACCAGAGCUUCCGCAUCGCCAUCGACAAGUCCUACGAGGGACCUUCUGAAGACGACGACGACAUGUCGGAGCACAGCUCCGGUCGCGAGACGCCCGUCAGCAGCUCCUCUCGCCAGGGCCUGGACGCGGACGACGGGAAGAAGAAGAAAACCAAAGGGAAGAAGAAAGAGAAGAAGAGCAAAGGGAGGAAGAAGACGGACGAUUCUGCGGACGAUCCGGAGAAGAAGACCAAAAAGAAAGGAUUCAAUCUCUUAAGGUUCGGUAAGAAGAAAGACGACAAGAGCAAAGAUGCCGCCAAAGCCUCCAAAAGCAAACUGGAGGCGCUGAGUGAAGAGGAGCAACCGGAAAGAGGAAGCUACGACCCUCGUUACGCCGAGAUCCACUCAGGCAACGUCACCCCGGACACGGUCUCCUUCCCCGACGUGGAGGACGACGACAGCGACCCCAACUACGCUCGCAUCAACAACUUCCGCCAGCCGCCGUCGCCCCAGUCGUACGCCAGCCGCACUCCCUCCCCCGCGGCGCUGACGGGGGGGCCUAACCCGCUCCGGGCCUCCGCCGAGGAGCUGGACGGGCUGUACGCCAAGGUCAACAAGUCCCGACCGCCGCCUGCUCUACAGAACCAGCAUCAGCCACAAGCAGACAGUGAUCAGCGUCUCCAGGGGCUGCGUCGGGAGUACCAGCAGGCUCGAGCUGCUCCAGGCUACGACGAGUUAGACUCUGCACGCCGCAGAGCCCUGGAACACGACCCAAACCGGAUGGCACCCAGAGGAGCCGAGUCUCGACCCGCGCCCCGCUACGACGAGGUGGACCGGCAGUACCCCACACACCCCAGGAGGGAUCCAUAUGAUUACCCAACCCACUCCAGAGCCGCGCCAAGAGAAGCAGCCCCCUACCCGGGCUACUACAACGACCCUUCAGCUCCCAGCCACCCCAGCCGUGUGCAACAAUCCCAUCAGGCGCCCAGCAACCCGCGCCACAACCCUUCCUCUCAGCACCAUGCAUCAGCGAGGCAGGACAUGCCCCCUUCGCCCACCGCAGGCCGCAGAGGGCGCAACUACUACGAAGCCGCCGGAGGGCGAGUGGACGCCUACCGGAACGCCAGCCCCGGCCGCUACACCAGCCCCGAGAGGCACCCCGACGCCAGGGAGCGCUACACCAGCCCCGAGCGCUACGGCGACGUAAGACAGCCCGACCCCAGGCGGAAAAACCCCAUGAUAGGCGCCGUGUAAGAAGGUACUCUAAGAGCUAAGUCGAGGCAUUCAAACAAUAUACAUAACUCCGAAAUUCAUGUGUUUCCAGAUUUGUGAAACAUAAUACGGGGCUGUCUGAGCUGCCAGUGUGGAUAAGUGAGAUUUUGCCAUAUUAACUUAUCUGAUCAAGAACCCUGAAAGCAAUAAGUGACAAGCUGGGAGGCUAAAAUACGGCUUAUUUUCGGAACCAUCUGGUCAUAACUCUCUCCAACUCACGCCAAGACCGAUUUAACAAGGACUGUGUAUGUGUGUGUGUGUACAUGUCUAUACAUGUUUGCAACCGCUUUGUGUAUAUUUGCUGGUGUUUAUAUCAACAGGAUGUUAAUUUUUGACAUAGAUUUUUAUGAUUAAAUUAAGGGUAAUAUAAUUAAUGACACAGAUAUAUUAGUAUAUGUUGUAUAGAAUCAACUCUUUUCCAGCUUUUUUUGCACAAGCCGAUCAAUCUGGAGGAAAUAGAGAGGGAUCACCUUGACCGGGCCGCGCCAGGAGACACAGGAAGCUGCAGUCGACAAACAGGAAAAAGGAAGUAACUCCACUUCAAAAGCAUCCUCUCAUCCUUGAUGUUUAGUCUCUUGGACUUCCUCUACAUCCUGCUAUCACUCUUUGAUUUGAUUUAGUUGGAUGUGGAGGUAGCUCAUACAUUGUUAAACGUAUAAAUUUGUGAUAUUUUUGUGGUGUUUCUAAUAAAAUGUAUAAAUCUUGAUCAACACACAGAUUAUAAAAAAAGCUGUGUGACACGGUGCAGCUAAUAAAGAGCUCAAUGAAACAUUUUAACAUAUCACUGCUUAAAGCCGCUGCACUGAAAAUUCGUUAGUGGUGGUUUGAUUCAAACAUGCUGUCAAAUAAAUGCGUUUUUUUUUAAUAUAUAUAUAUAAAUAUUUUGCAUUAAAUAUUUUGAAACUCUC